CCACAGGGCACUGGGGGAUGCUACACACCACCCUGAAUUUACAAGCAUUUAAGGAUAUUUAAACCCAGAGAAGACUGGAAUUCUUUCACUUUUUGGAAACUUCCAUGACGCUACGUGAGUGACACAUUGGAUCAAGACUUAAGGUGCAAACCAUGGAUCCAAAUUUGUUCGGAGGGGCACCCAGGUUCCUCACACGCCCCAAGGCCUUCUCUGUCUGCGUGGGCAAGGACGCCACCCUGAGCUGUACCAUUGUAGGUAGCCCCACGCCACUCAUCACCUGGGAGAAGGAGAAGCUGAAGCUGACAUCCGGGGGCCGCUUCAAGACCGUAGAGGAUGGGGAAGUGUAUCGUCUCACCAUCUAUGACUUGGUGUUGGAAGACAGCGGCCAGUACCUAUGCAGGGCCAAAAACAGCAUCGGGGAGGCCUAUGCUGCUGUAACCCUCAAAGUAGCCCUUCCGACAGAGAUGGCUCCCAGGGCACCUGUGUUCAUGAUCAAGCCCACUUCAGCGCGUGUAGAUUUAGGUGGUGAUGCUGUUUUCCACUGCAGAGUUGCAGCUCACCCUGAAGCCAACUUUGACUGGGAGAAGGAUGGACGCUACCUUGGCGAGUCCAACCGUGUCAAGAUUGUGUCAGACAGCGAUAGCAGCACCUUGAAGAUCCAGAGCGUACGCAACCUGGACAGUGGAACCUAUACCUGCAGGGCCCAGAACACCUUGGGUCGGGCCCAUGCUGCCGCUGCCCUCGUGGUAGACGCACAGGAUGCCCACCUACUCUCCUCCGACAACCACACCUCUCUCCUCUCUCACCUCCAGAAACGCAAAGAAGAAAUGAAGAAGGACAUCUCUGUUUUUCGCACGGAGGACACAACCGCUCCCUUUAACUCGGGCAAAAUCACAGAUGGUUUGGAACUUGAGGUGAGGUCGUCGAUCCUGGCAAAGCUGCCGAAGGGCGUGUUCACCCGCACGUGCACUGUCACCGAGGGCAAGCACGCCAAACUGAGCUGCUUUGUGACAGGUCACCCCAAGCCACAUAUCAUUUGGAGGAAGGAUGGGACUAACAUCAGCGAGGGCCGCCGCCAUGUUAUUUAUGAAGACCAUGCUGAGAACUUCAUCCUCAAAAUCCUAUACUGCAAGCAGAGCGACAAUGGCUUCUACACCUGUAAUGCCACUAAUAUGGCAGGACAGACCUAUAGUGCUGUGCUGGUAACAGUCAAGGAGCCAAAGGUGCCGUUUAGGAGGAAGCUUCAAGAUGUGGAGGUCCAAGAGAAAACAUCAGCCACACUGAUGUGCGAGGUGCCACUCAGCGGAAGCCAGACCAACUGGUUCAUGGAGGAGACGCGUCUGGAGCAAAACAGAAAGUAUCGCAUGGAGGAGCAAGGCACCCUGCGUCGUCUCACCAUACACAACGUGACCACCAACGACGACGGCGUUUACAUCUGUGAGAUGAAGGAGGGCAGCCGCACUGUGGCAGAGCUCACCGUCCUGGGCAACAUUACCAAGAAGCUUCCUCGGAGGACAGUGGUUCCUGUCAGCGACACAGUCAUCUUCUGUGUGGAGCUGGAGCAUCCCUGCCCUGAUGCCUAUUGGACCCGCAAUGGCGACAAGCUGAAGGAGGAUUCCCGUAUUUCCAUUGCUUGCCUGCUCAGACAGUACACUCUCACCAUUAGAGAGUGUCUGGCAGACGACUCAGGAGAAGUGGCCUUUGUGGCUGGAGACUGCAAGACAUCCACCCGAUUCUCCGUCACUGCUGCAAGGAGGCACCCUCCCGAUCCCCCAGUUGAUCCUGUGGUGCAGAACAAGACUGACUCAUCCAUCACCUUUCAGUGGUCUCCUCCUGACAGCGACCGCCCCGUGCCCAUCAAGGGCUAUAUUGUGGAGAGGAGAAAGGUUGGUGCUCAGACCUGGCAGAGGUGCAACGCCGGAGAAACCAUUUUGUCCACAGAGAUCACGAUCUCUAACUUCACAGAAGAAGCCACUUACCAAUUCCGCAUCUCUGCGACCAAUGACUUUGGUCAGAGUGCCUACUUGGAAGUGCCUGGAAGCUUCUACCUUGAACCCACUGCAGAAAUCAUGAAAGGCCUUGUGAGCAGCACUGCAGUGUCUGGUGAGGAGUUCUCCAUCUCACUGGAGCUGUCGGCCAUUUGCUCGGGCUUCUGGUCUCUCAACGGCCGUCUCCUUCGCAGUGGAGGUGACUACCUCAUCACACGUUCCAAGAACGUUCACGUUUUGCUCAUUCGGGAGGUGACCCUGGACAUGAACGGUGCAGAAAUCAAGUUUGUGGGCGGAGGCUCACAGAGCAGUUGUGUCUUAGCCGUAAAGGCCCCCGCUAUCAGGUUCACUAAUAAGGAAAAACUACAAGAGGUGACCUGCAGCGCCCAAGACACUGCUCAGAUGACAGCUGAGGUGUCAGAUUACGAUGCACAGGUGGUUUGGAUGAGAAAUGGACGAGAAGUAAAAAUGGGCAAGAAGUAUGAAAGCGUGAUUAUGGACCGCAGGAGGAUCCUCAUGGUCCACAACGUUACAGAAGAAGAUGUGGGCAUCUAUGAGUGUGUUUGCGCUGAUGACAAAAUGUCCAUGCAGCUCGCCCUUAAAGAUGAACCCGCCAAGUUUCUGAACAAGCCGAGAGGUCCCAUGGGCCUGUCGUCCUGCCUGAAAGGAGAUCUUGAGCUGAGCUGUGAGGUCUCUCCUGCCAGUGCAACCGUGGUGUGGAGAAAAGACCUGGUGGAGAUCACUGAGGACCAAAGAACUAGCAUCAUCUCCAAAGGAAUCCAAAGGAAACUAAUCAUCAAGAAUGCCAAAAAAAGCGACGAAGGUCAUUACUCUUGUGAGACAGCUGCCGACAAAGUCACAUUCCAGGUGAAGAUUAAAGAAACUCAGGCCCAGUCAGCCUUCUCCAACAAGGAGUCAGUGCAAAGGGAGGUGAAAGCUGUUCUCUCCCAAAAAGCCACCCUCAGUUGCACAAUGUCAGACAGCAAGACAGAAGUGAAAUGGUACAAAGAGGGCAAGCUGCUCAUAUCCAGUCGGACGAUCUACUCUGAAGUCAAAGGCAGUAGUCGUGUGCUGGUGAUUGAAAAAGUGGACAGGAGUGAUGCUGGAGAGUACACCUGUGAAGCUGGAGGAGAGAAGCUGGUCUUUAAAUUAAUGGUGCCUGAUUAUCAGUCAGCCUUCUUGAACAAGGACUCAGUCCAGAGAGAAGUGACUGCCACACUCUCCCAGAGAGCCACUUUGAGCUGUGAAUUAUCUGAUUCUAACAAGGAGGUUAAAUGGUACAAGGAUGGGAAGCUGCUGUCCUCUAGCAAGAUAGUACAUGUAGAGUCAAAGGGCAAGAGUCGCCAGCUGGUGAUCGACAGCGUUGAGCAGAAGGAUGCCGGGGAGUACAUCUGUGAAGCUGGGGCAGAGAAGCUGGCUUUUAAGAUCCACGUGACCGAGCCUCCGUCAGCCUUUUUCAACAAAGGAGAGAAAGCCAUGCUGAGCUGUGAGUUGGCUGAUUCCAAGACAGAGGUAAAAUGGUACAAGGAUGGCAAGCUGCUUGUCAGCGGCAAGACACUGCGUACAGAGUUGAAGGGCAAGACUCGCCAGCUGGUGAUUGACAGUGUCGAGAAGAAGGACGCUGGGGAAUACACCUGUGAGGCCGGGGCUGAGAAGCUGAUCUUCAAACUCUAUGUGACAGAUGUUCAAAGCAAGCCAGCCUUCUCCAACAUCGACUCACUUCAGAGGGAGGUGAUAGCCUCUCUCUCCCAGAAAGCUCUCCUGACCUGCGAAGUGUCCAAUACCAACACAGAAGUGAAAUGGUACAAGGAUGGCAAACUGCUGUCCUUCAGUAAGAUGAUACAUGCAGAGUCCAAGGGCAAGAAUCGCCAGCUGGUGUUUGACAGCGUGGAGAAGAAGGAUGCUGGGGAGUACAUCUGUGAGGCUGGAAGUGAAAAGCUGACAUUCAGGAUACAAGUGGCAGCUGUUCAGCCCAAGUCAGCCUUCACCAACAAGGAGUCCAUCCAGAAGGAGGUGAAAGCAUCUGUCUCCCAGAAAGCCACCUUGAGCUGUGAGGUGGCAGAUUCCAAAAUUGAGGUGAAAUGGUACAAAGAUGGCAAGCUGCUGUCUUCCAGCAAGACGCUACAUACAGAGUCGAAGGGCAAGAGUCGUCAUCUGAUGAUCGACAGUUUGGUAAAGGAGGACGCUGGAGAAUACAUCUGUGUGGCUGGAACUGAGAAGCUUACAUUCAGGAUACACGUGGCAGAUGCACCUGCUGGCUUCUCCAACAAGGACUCAGUCGAAAGGGAAGUGAAAGCCAUUCUCUCCAAGAAAGCCACUUUGAGCUGUGAGGUUUCCAAUGCUAAAACAGAGGUAAAAUGGUACAAGGACGGCAAGCUGCUGAGUUCCAGCACAGCGCUCCACAUGGAGUCAAACGGCAGGAGGCGGGAGAUGGUGAUAGAAAAAAUGGACAAAAAAGAUAUUGGGGAAUACACAUGUGAGGCUGGAGCAGAGAAGCUGGUAUUUAAGCUGCAGAUGGCAGAUAUGCCUGCCAAGUUCCAGAAGAAGUCCGUAAAGGACACAUCACUCAUCAUUCAAGCAAGUGAGAACAUUGUUUUGACCAGCGAGCUGACGGCUGAGAGCACUGUGAGGUGGUUUAAAGACGGUGUGGAGCUCAAGGAGGGCAGCAAGUACCAAAUGAAAAAAGACAGCCUCUCUCACACUCUCGUUGUCAAAUCCACCGAAUCCAAAGACAGCGGCAUUUACUCCUGUAACACAGCGGAUGACAAACUGGAGUUCAAAGUCCAAGUUAAAGAGACUGUGUUGAAGUUUCUUGUCCCCUUGAAAGCCUCAACAGUCGAUUUAGGGGGCACACUGAUUCUGAUGUGUGAAUUGAACCAAGCCUCAGGGGAUGUUGUGUGGUACCACGGUGGUUCUGAGGUUAAACACGGAGGCAGGUUCUGCAUGAAGACAGAUGUUGCUAAGAGGAUUCUCACAGUGACCAACGUGAUGAAGGAAGACGAAGGCGAAUACAGCUGUGAAUGUAAAAAUGACAAGACCUCUGCCAAAGUCUCCUUAAUAGCUCCCAGAUCAGUCAGGCUGACUUCAAAGCUCAACAAUGUUGUCGUGAUGGAGGGAAAAGAUGGCAUUUUCAAGUGCACUGUCACCCCAGCCGACGUGCACGUUAAAUGGUUCCACAACAACGUUCCCAUCACUUCCGGAGCCAAGUAUAAGAUUGAACAUGCCAGCAACAGCCACUCAGUAACCAUCAUCUCUGUCACCCAGAAGGAUGCUGGAGAGAUCAGCGUGGACGUUGAAGGGAAAAGCUGCAAAGCUGCUCUUCAAGUCCAAUGUGAGCCGGUGACAUUUAAGAAAAAGCUGGAGAACUUGACGGUGGAGGAGCAGAGUGAAGCCAAGAUGGAAGUGGAGCUGAGUAAGCCAUCAGAUGAAGUCAAGUGGAUGAAGAACAGCGUCGUGUUGCAGACUUCAGGGAACACGGAGGUCCGAGUCGAUGGGGCUAAGCAGGCUCUGGUCUUCAAGAGUGUCACAUACUCUGACCGCGGCUUCUACUCCUGUGAAACCCUAGAUGACAAAACGCAGGCCAAGCUCACUGUGGAGAUGAAGAAAAUCCAGAUAGUAAAGGGUCUUACCGAAACAAAGGCACAUGAGACACAGACAGUCGCCCUUGAGGUUGAGCUCAGCCAGGCUGAUACCAAAGGCCUCUGGACCAGGGACGGGAUUAAGCUCAAAUCAGGUCCUGACUGCCGUGUCACAGUUCUGGGAAAGAAGCACACCCUCACCUUGUCAAAUCUGACAAGAGAGGAUGCAGGAACCAUUGGCUUCCAAGCGGAGGGCGUGCGUACUUCCUGCAAACUCAUUGUUACAGAACCUCCUGCUACGAUCUCAAAGCCUAUUUUGGAUAUCAGUGUCACUGAGAAGGAGAAGGUGACUUUUGAGUGUGAGGUGUCUAGAACAAAUUCAGAAGUAAAAUGGUUCAAGGAUGAUGUAGAACUGAGACCAGGGAGGAAUUAUAGCAUCCACUCUUUGGCACGAAAACGCACUUUGGUCAUCAACAAGUGUGCGCCUGAAGAUGCAGGCUGUUACAUCUGUCGCACCACCGAUGACAAUACAUGUGCUAAGCUCACUGUUCUUGCCAGAGAUAUUAAGAUGGUGAAGAAGCUGGAGGAUGUGGAGGUGACGGAGAAGGAGAGCGCCACGUUUGUCUGCGAAAUCUCACACGACGACGUGGAAUGCCAGUGGUACAGGGGAGAUACUAAAGUCAAAGCAGGGGACAACAUCAAGCUGAGACAAGAAGGAAGGACACAUAAGCUGCUGUUUAAAUGUGUAUCUCCAGAAGAUAUAGGUGAAAUUAAAUUUACAGCCGAGAAGGCCUCUUCAACUGCACAUCUUAAGGUCAAAGAACUCCCCGUCAACUUUGUGAAGAAGCUCAGAGAUAAGAUAGCCAUCUAUAAGCACCGUGGCCACCUGGAGUGCCAAGUGUCACGGGCCAACGCCAAAGUCAAGUGGUUCAAAAACAAGACGGAGCUCAGAGCCGGCAAGAAGUAUGAGAUCAAAAGCGAGGACGUAUACCGAAAGCUCACAGUCAUCGACGUUGACUCCGGGGAUGAAGACACUUACACAUGUGAUGCCAUUGAUGACAAGACAUCAUGUAAACUACUUGUGGAAGAACAGUCAAUUAGCAUCGUGCGGGAGCUGAGUUCUGUCGACGUGACAGAACCCUUUGCCGCUGUCUUUGAAGUUGAGAUUAGCAUGCAACUGGUGAAGCCCCCAAUAUGGACUCUCUGUGGGGUCGCCGUGCAAAAGAGCGCUGACAUCGAGAUAGAGCAAGAGGGGACAAUGCAUCGCCUCACAUUCAAAAAGACCAAGGCGUCGAUGACGGGACCUGUGCAGUUCACCGCUGGGAAGAGCAAGUGCCUUGCACAACUCACAGUCAAAGAGCGUCCCCUUGAGGUUGCAGAACCCAUCAAAGACGUGAAGGCCAAGGAGAAAAGCUCCGCCAUGCUCACCUGUAAAUUCUCUGCCCCACCUAAAGAGGUGCAGUGGUUUAAAGGCCAAGUAGCUCUCUUUCCAUCAGACAAAUACAACACCAAGCAAGAUGCCACAAGAGCUCAACUCACCAUUCAUAUGCUGACUGAGGAAGACAGUGGCGAGUACCGUUGUCAGUCGGGACCUGCCUCGACAAAAGGCAGUCUACUAAUUGAAGUGCGUGAUAUUAAAUUCACCAAGCACCUAGCUGACACAGAGGUGGAUGAAGACAGCGACGCAGUGUUCACAUGCGAGGUCAACUAUGCAGACGAAGACGCCCAUUGGCUUCUGAAUGACAAGGAGCUCUUCACGAAUGACGUCAACACCGUAAGUCAUGAGGGAAAAGUUCACAAGCUCACCCUCAAGAACCUGGCUCCUCAGGAUGGCGGGAUUAUCACCGUUAAAGUCCGCAAAGUGAAGGAGUCUGUCAUGCUUAAGGUUAAAGAAAAACCCGCCCUGUUCCUCAAAUCUCUGGAUGAUGUCGUUGCCGAGGAGAAAGGCUUGAUUACUCUGGCCUGUGAGGUGUCAAAGCCCAGGGUUUCUCCCACGUGGAGGAAAGAAGGCAACCUUAUUAAAGCCGGAACCAAAUAUGAGUUCCUUCACAGUGGCAAAUCUUUGGGACUCACCAUCAAGGAUGUGUGCAAAGAAGAUGCUGGGGAGUACACUUGUGAUCUUGGAACUGAGGUGUCCAAAGCUAAGGUCACUGUAAGAGAAAUUGGCAUCGGGAUCACAAAGUGGCUAAAAUUUUCUGAGGUGAACGAGGGGGAGACAUGCAGCUUUGAGUGCAUCCUAUCCCGUGAGAGCACUGAUGAGUGCUCCUGGACUUUGAAUGGACAAAAUGUUACCAAUGGGGGACGCUUUAAAGUUACCAGCAGAGGACGGAAAUACAUGUUGACCAUCAAGGAUGUCACCCCUGCUGAUGCUGGAGAGGUGGUCUUCAGCAUUAAUGAGCUCACCUCUAAAGCAACGCUAACAGUUGAAGGAAAAGCUUCAUCACUGUCAAGGGAACUAGAGAAUGUCACCGUGGUUCAAGGGGAAGAUGCUAUCUUUACCUGUGAAGUGACACAAGCUACUUCCACUGUCAAAUGGACAAAGGAGGGCAAAGCCAUAAAGAAAAGCCAGAAGUAUGACAUCAGAAAAGAGGAGAGGGUCAUGAAGCUGGUCAUCUACAGCGUCUCAGCUCAGGACUCUGGGGAGUACAGCUGUGAAGUUGUUGGAGGUGCAACCACAAAAGCCAGGCUUCAGGUUAAAGAGCCAAUCCACGAGUUCACCAAAGCACUAAAAGACAUCCAAGCAGAUGAGAAGACCUCCGUGACUAUGCAAUGCGAGACCGCUCAAACCCCGUCCAUUGUGACAUGGCUCAAAGGGCACACAGAGCUCAAGGCUGGAGGUCGAUUCGAGAUGUGUCAGAAGGAGGGUGCCUUAACUCUGACCAUCAAACAACUCAAGGAAGAAGACGGUGAUAUCUACACUUGUGAUGUGGGAACAGCUAAGAGCAUGGCAAAGGUGACAGUUAAAGCCCUGCCGACCACUUUCAAAGAAAAGCUCAAGAACCAAGAAGUGAAGGAAGGCGACACCGUAACUCUUUGCUGUGAGCUAUCGAAGAGCGCAGCCAACAUCCAGUGGAGGAAGGGCUCCGAAAUUCUUGCUGAUGGGGAGAAGUAUGAGGUGAAGCAGAGGGAGGCUUCUUGCAAGCUUUGCAUUAAGAAUCUGGAGGUCGACGACAGCGGCGAGUACUCCUGUUUAUGUGGGGACCAGAAGACAUCAGCAACAGUGAAAGUCAAUGCAUUACCAGCGUACUUCACACUGAAGCUGCAGAGUCAGGAGGCCCAAGAGGGAUCCAGGGUUACUCUACACUGUGAGACAUCUAAACCUCUAGUCUCAGUGGAGUGGAAGAAAGGAAGGCAGGUGCUCAUGUCGGGAGAAAAGUACCAGAUGAAGCAGGAGGCGCGUGGGAAUGAGCUGCUCAUUUUCCAAGUGGUGCCCGAAGACAGUGGGGAGUACAUCUGUGUGUGUGGAGAGGAGACAACCACUGCCCAUUUAAAGAUCAAGGCUUUACCGGUGACCUUCACAAAGAAGCUGGUGAGUCAGGAGGCACAAGAAGGAGCUACGGUGAUACUAAGUUGUGAGACGUCAAAACCUGGAGCCCCAGUGGUGUGGAGGAAGGGAAGGCAGGUUCUCAAGUUUGGAGAAAAGUACAACAUGAAGCAUGAGGCUUGUGUAAAUGAACUCCACCUCAGCCAAGUGGUGCCAGAAGACAGUGGGGAGUACAGCUGUGUGUGUGGAGAACACCACACUACGGCUAACCUCCAUAUUAAGGCUAAACCAGUGACCUUCACAAAGAAGCUGCACAGUCAAGAGGCUGAAGAAGGUGCUAAUGUGAUACUACGCUGUGAGACAUCUACACCUCUAGUCUCAGUGGAGUGGAAGAAGGGAAGACAGGUCCUCAAGUAUGGAGAAAAGUACCAGAUGAAGCAGGAGGCUUGUGUGAAUGAGCUCCACAUCAGCCAAGUGGUACCAGAAGACAGUGGAGAAUAUAGUUGUGUGUUUGGAGAAUGCAUCACUACAGCUAGCCUCACAAUUAACGCCCAACCAGUGACCUUCACAAAAAAGCUGCACAGUCAGGAGGCUGAAGAAGGAGCUAAGGUGACACUACGCUGUGAGACAUCUAAACCUCUAGUCUUAGUGGAGUGGAAGAAGGGAAGACAGGUCCUCAAAUAUGGAGAAAAGUACCAGAUGAAUCAGGAUGCUUGUGUGAACGAACUCCACAUCAGCCAAGUGGUGCCAGAAGACAGUGGAGAGUACAGCUGUGUAUGUGGAGAAUGCAACACCACAGCUAGCCUCACCAUAAAAGCCCAACCAGUGACUUUCACAAAGAAGCUGCAGAGUCAGGAGGCCGAUGAAGGAGUUAAGGUGAUACUGCACUGUGAGACAUCUAAACCUCUAGUCUCAGUGGAGUGGAAGAAGGGAAAGCAGGUCCUCACGUCUGGAGAAAAGUACCAGAUGAAGCAGGAGGCUUGUGUGAAUGAGCUCUUUAUUCAUAAAGCAGCAGAAGAAGACAGCGGAGAGUACAGCUGUGUCUGCGCAGACAAUAAAACAACAGCAAACCUUAAAAUUCAAGUACUUCCGAUCACCUUGCUUCAAGAAAUGGAAAGCCGAGAAGCUGACGAGGGAGGUUGUGUUACUUUGCGCUGUCAGCUUUCUAAACCCGGAGUUCCUGUCGAAUGGAAGAAGGAAACUCAAAUGCUGAGUUGUGGAGAAAAAUACCAGAUGAUACAAAGCGGACACAGUUAUGAGCUACGCAUCUUUGACUUGAGGCCUUGUGACACAGGGACGUACUCGUGUUCUUGUGAAGACACAACAAGCUCUGCCUCCCUUAAAGUCAACGCGCUCCCAGUCACUUUUACAAAAAAUCUGGAAGACCAAACUGCUGAUGAGGGCCAAAGUGUUACUCUGCAGUGUGAGCUCUCCAAACCUGGCGUUCCGGUAGAGUGGAGGAAAGGAGAACUUGGUCUUUGUCUGUGUUCCAAGUAUGAAAUUACACAAACGGCACACACCGUCACGCUAGUAAUCUACGAUGUAGACAAAAAUGAUGAUGGAUGUUACACGUGUGACGCUGGUUUCCAUCAAAGCACAGCACACGUAGCUGUGAAGGCCCAACCUGUGCUUUUCAAAAGCCAGCUGCAGAACCUGGAGAGGCAGUCAGGGGAGAGUGCUGUUCUCCGCUGUGAGACCACCAAGCCUGGAGCUAGUGUGAUGUGGAGACAUGGGAAUAGGGUGCUGGCAUCGAGCAGCAAGUAUCACUUGAAACAAGCAGGAACUCUAGCAGAGCUUGUCAUCUAUAAGGUGCAGGGAGCCGAUUCAGGAGAAUACUCUUGUGAUACAGGCAGUGAGAUGACUUCGGCCAUCCUCACUGUGCAGGCAGAAGCGGACGUGUCAAUAGUGAAAUUCUUGGAGAGCUGCGUUGUACGCGAGGGCGAGGAUGUCCGCUUUGAAUGCCUGGUGUCGCAUGAGGACACACCUUUGACUCAGUGGAAGCUGCAGGACGUCCCGCUGCAGAAUAAUGAAAUGAACGUUAUUAACACAGAGGGCCGGGCGCACAGCCUCACACUUCGAGGCGUCACUGUGGCCGACUCAGGCACUGUCACGUUCUCGGUGGGAAACCACACCUCCACGGCCUCUCUUACGGUUAGAGCUGCCACUGUUUUAUUCAAGAAGAACUUGGACAGUCAAGAGGGCACAGAAGGAGACAAAGUCACUCUUUCCUGUGAGACAACCAGCCCCGACUGCAAGGUGUCAUGGCAGAAGGGCUUCACUCUGCUCACCCAUGGAGAUAAGUACACCAUAGAGCAUAGCGCUGCCACUCACACCCUUACUAUUCACAAGUUGAAACUGGAGGACAGUGGAGAGUAUAGCUGUGACACUGGUGACAAGAAAAGCUUUGCUACUGUCACUGUGAAAGAACAUGUACACAUUAUGCGGGAACUGCGCGACAUUACCGUGCACACCGGUCAGGAUGCCGUCUUUGAGGUGGAGCUGUCUCACCCUGGUGUGACGAAUGCGGAAUGGUGGCUUGGAGACAACCUCCUUCAGAAUAACGACCUCAACCAAAUGAGCAGCGACGGCCGAGUGCACCGAUUAGUCCUGAAGAUGGUCACCACGGACGAAUCAGGGGACGUCGCCUUCGUGGUGGGUCAGGAAAAGAGUGUAGCUUGUCUGCUGGUGGAAGAAAAACCCAAAGUGCUUAUUCUAGAGAAGCCUCAUAACACUGCAGCCUUAGAGGGGGAAACGGUCACUCUGGCCUGCAUCAUUUCUGACUCCAAGGCCACCGUUACCUGGAUGAGAAACAACAUGAUCAUCAAAGCCGGUCUGAAGUAUGACCUGAAAAAGAAUGGCACUUCCCAGCAGCUUCGAAUCCAUAAUGUUGUGCCAGAGGACGCUGGAACAUACACCUGCAACACUGGAGAUGCUCAGUGUGAUGUUACUGUCACUGUGGAAGCUCCCUCAGCAUUCUUCAAGAAGGAGCUGAAGAACCAGCAAGCUAUCGCAGGUGAUGAUGUCACCCUCCGCUGUGAACUGUCGAGGCCGGGUGUUCGCGUGGAGUGGAGGAAAGGUGGCAUAGUCCUCACGCCUGGUAAGAAGUAUGAGAUCUGGCAGGAGGGGUGCGUUCAAGAGCUCUGCAUACACAACCUGGAUCCAGAAGACAGUGGUUACUACACCUGUGACGCAGGUGAUCAGCUCACCACUGCGUCUGUGGCAGUGCAAGUGUUAGAGGUCUACAUUGUGUCCGGUCUUAAAGCCGUCGACGUUUUCGUUGGGGAAUGGGCAACCUUCUCUUGCCAGCUGUCCGGUCAGGUGCCCGGCAAGGUGCAGUGGUGGCUGGAUGGCACUUUGCUGAAGAACAGCCCCAAUAGCGAGAUAGGGCUGAAUGAGGGCCACAUCCAUACGCUCACCUUUAAGAACCUGGCCACAGAUGACUCUGGCACUGUUAUGUUUAAAGCUGGCAGUUUAACAUCAGUGGCCAAGCUCCUUGUCAAAGAUCCCACAGUCGAAGUGGUGAACGACAUGGAGGACCUCAGGGUGGUCGAAAACCAGCCGGCCGAGUUCAUCUGCCAGUUCUCGAGGCCGGUCAAGGCAAAGUGGAAGAAAGAUGGGCAGCCAUUGCAGCCUGAUGGCCGCAGGGUGGUAGUGGAGCAGGACUGGACAGUGGCUCGCUUGUACUUUUGCCGCGUGUCUGCCGAAGAUAGGGGGACAUACUCCUGUGAGGCAGAGGGGACUCGUGUAGUUGCUUCGCUUCAUGUGGAAGCCAAACCUAUUGAUAUAGUCCAGGGCCUGGAGAAUGCGGAGACCUUUGAUGGAGGAGAAGCACUCUUUGAAUGUGCCUUGUCUCGCCCAGAGAACAAAGACUGCCAGUGGCUUCUUGAUGGCAAACCAGUGAAAGAAUCCCCCAAUGCUGAGAUUGUGUCUUUCGAGAGCGGCCGUCGUCACCUGCUCUUACUCAAAGAGCUGCAUAUUAGUGACAGCUGCACUGUUACCUUCAAAGCAGGCACUGCGUCCACAUCUGCUCAGCUGUCUGUCAAAGGCUGGCAGCUCGGCGUGGUGAAGAGUCUUGAGGACAAGGUAGCCGCAGUCGGAGAGAGAGUGGAGUUCUGUGUGGAGCUGACCGAGCCCGUACCUCCAGCAGAAGUUGUUUGGUACGCUAACGGAGUGGAGCUGAAGCACGGCAACCUGUGGACCAUGAGGACUGACGGCUGCUCAUAUCACCUCAUCAUGAGACAGGCGCCGCUGUUGCCCCAACAGGAAAUUACAUUUGCAGCACGAGAUGCCCUUUCUCUGGCCAAGCUCUCCGUAAUUACUGUACCCGACCCACCAGAGGACCCAGAGGUCUUCAGUAAGACCAAACAGUCUGUCACGCUUUCAUGGUUCACUCCUCUGCAUGACGGAGGCAGUCCCAUUCUGGGCUACAAGGUGGAGAUGAGACUGGCGGACAGCUCUCUCUGGCUUCCUUGUCAUUCUGCCCCCGUAUGCAACACCGAGUUCGUGGUGGAGAAUCUCAUCCCGGACAGUGGCUACAGGUUUAGAGUGGCAGCCAUCAACCAAGCUGGCUUGGGGGAGCCAGUUGAGCUUCCUCUGACUGUGCAGCUCGAAACAGAGGUAAAAGAAGUCAAGACGGAGCAACUAGGACAGCCCAGUCUACCUCCAGAGGCUGCCGAAGAAGGUGACCUCCAUGAACUGUGGGAGGCCUCCGCAAAGAAAAGACGCAUGAGUCGAGAGCCCACUCUUGACUCCAUCACUGAACAACCUGAGGAUGAUAGAAAAGGAGCCCAAAAGAAAACACAACAGGAGGAAGAAGUAAAGCCAGCAGAGAAAGAGCCGGCCAAGAAGCAGCCUGAGGAUGAGUCUGCUUCUGGGGGAUCUUCAAUUGUAUCCUACCUUAAGAGGAACAGCCAGCUUCAAGCUAUCGUGGGGACCUCUGAGGAGGAGGAGGCCACUGCGAGGUUCUUCAAACACUUCCAGAUGGUUGAUCAGAGAACUGAAGUCAAAACGACAACGACGACUAAGCAUACUGAAACAAAGGAGGUGGCAACAGAGGAGACUGACUUCAUGGAGAUCAGCAAGGAAGACGAGCCUGAGCUGAGAGAAGCUGCCAUUAAGAUCCAAGCUGCCUUCAAGGGCUACAAGACUCGCAAGGACAUGCGACCUGUCUUUAAGGAGGUAUUCAAAGACCAGACCAAGGAACCUAAUGGCACCAUCCACUUGGAGUGUGUGGCAGAAGGUAGACCUGAUAGAGUACGCUGGCUGAAGGAUGGAGAACCACUGUCUGAUGGCAAGCACCACCAUAUCGACAUCUACAAUGACGGCACAUGUUCUCUUGUCAUCACCGCCAUCACCACAAAAGACACAGGGUUGUACACAUGCGAGGUCACCAACAAAUUUGGAGUCGUCUCCCACAGUGGGAAGGUAACAGUGGGAACGGUGAGGGAAUCAUCUGGCCGGCGCCCACUCAUGCUGGGCUACAGCGCUGACAGCGAGCCUGACAGCUCAUCGGGCAGUGAGAUGGAUGAAUCACUAAGGCAGGCCAGCAGACGUCUCCGCCGCCUGUUGCGCACACGCCUCCCCCCGGAUGUAGAGGAAGAGCCUUUUGUCAGCGCGGAUGAAGGGGAUCUGAAGCACCCGGAUCCUCACUCAUACCGAGAGGACGACACUUACAUUUACAUCCGCUUUGACACAUGGACUGAGGCGGAGGUGGCUUCAAAGAGGUUCCAGGAGAUGUUUACAAUCCAUGGAGUUCCUGUUGAGACCACCAUCCUGGAGGCCGGACAUCUCAAAGUGGAGCUAAGAAUUAGGAAGUUGGGAUAUUCUCAAGAUGGAGCUGAAACGCCUACACAAGAAAAACAGCCUCCUGCAUUCCUGUCUGGAGCGCCUGCUGCCCCAGUCUUCUUGACAGAGUUACAAAAUCAGGACGUCCUGGACGGCUACCCGGUCAGCUUUGACUGCGUGGUGAUCGGCAAACCCUCCCCCGCCAUUCGCUGGUACAAAGACGGCAAACUGCUGGAGGAGAACGACCAUUACAUGAUUAACGAGGACCAGGAGGGCUGCCAUCAGCUCAUCAUUACGGCCGUGCUGCCCACCGACAUGGGCGUUUAUCGCUGCACGGCAGAAAAUAGCAGCGGCAUCACGGCCACUUGGGCUGAGCUCAGGGUUGACAUGUCUUGCAGCUCCGAUUAUGACACUGCUGCUGAUGCCGCUACUGAAACGUCCUCUUACAUCAGUGCCAAGGGCUAUAUGUCCAGGGAGGCUGAGACCUUUGAGUCUGUAACAGAAGAUGAUCAGCUGCCACAAGUUGUGGAGGAACUUCAUGAUGUUCAUGCCAGUCCAGGUUCACCAAUGGCUAGGAUGCUGCUUAGAGUAAAAGGUUUCCCCAAACCAAGGGUUUACUGGUUCAAAGAUGGCCACCCCCUCCGUGCCUCGGAAAGGGUUUCGUUGUUAGUGCAGCAAGACGUUCAUACCUUGGAGAUCCUGGAGGUGAAGAAGGAGGACAUGGGGGAGUACUCUGCUUACAUCAGUAACGCGGCUGGUUCUGCUUACUCCUCUGCACGACUCAUUGUUCUGAAUCCAGGGGAGAUCCUACCACAAGAUCAGAAAGACUCCAGGGAGUCAUUGGUGCCACCACGUUUCCUGGAAAGGUUCAGCAACAGAAAAGUAAAACAAGGAGCCAGCAUCACAUUAUCUGUCAAAGUGGAAGGGUCUCCCACUCCGAUGGUGUCUUGGCUAAAGGAGGAGUCGAUGGAAGACGUAGUGUGGAUCAAGCCUGACACCAAGGGAUACAAAAUAGCAAGCUCCGGACGACAGCAUAGCCUCAUCUUAAUGGAUGUGGGAACAGAGUACACUGGUGCCUAUACAUGCAUUGCCACUAAUAAGGCGGGACAGUCCAUCUGUACCGCUCACCUCGAGGUGGAUGACACUCCACCACAAAAGAAAGAGACCAAACCUUCAGAAUUUCUUGGGAUAACUGUCAGUCCACCAGAGGAGGAUGCAAACAAGGGAAAAGAGAGUAAAAUGUCCUACCUAGGAGAGGUGGGUUCAGAGGAAUUCCUCAUGAAACUCACCUCCCAGAUUACUGAAAUGGUAUCAGCCAAGAUCACCCAAGACAGCACACAGAAUCAGGAAGUGCUCCAGUGGAUGAAAUCUUGGCCCAAAACCAACACUUCACUGCGAGUGCCAGGUGCGGACAGCGACGAGGAGACCAAGACCCCUUCACCAUCACCACAUCAUGGCCGCUCUCGUCCCCCCUCCCUUGUGGCAGACUCCUCCUCUGAGUCUGAUGAAGGGGAUGCUAGGGGAGAGAUGUUUGACAUCUACGUGGCAACGGCCAACUAUGACCCCGUCGUGGCAAGCAAAGAGUCUAUUUCCCUGAAGGAGGGACAGUAUGUGGAGGUUUUGGACUCAGCCCACCCGCUCAAGUGGUUGGUACGGACCAAACCUACCAAGACAACGCCAUCCCGCCAAGGCUGGGUGUCACCUGCAUACCUGGACAAAAAACUCAAACUGUCUGCAGAUGCAGGCGACCUGCCAGAGGCAAGUGUGGAGGAGGUGUCUGAGGGAGAAUACAAGAAGAAGUUAUUCCAAAUGAUCCAGGACCUGAUCGGCGGUGAAUCUGAGUUUGUCAAAGAGAUAGACUUCUUCACGCUUCAUCACCUGAAACACGCCAACAGCCAGGAUGCACCAGCUGACGUCAGCAGCCAAAGGGAGUCCAUAUUUAGGAACAUUGAGGACAUCAAGGAGUUCCACAACAAGGCUUUCCUCCCCAAGUUAAACGACUGUGACACAGAUGACGACGUGGCCAUGUGCUUCCUAAAGAACAAGGAGGGCUUUGAAAAGUACCUUCAGUAUCUUGUGGGUCAGAGCCAAGCUGAGUGUGCCGUCAGUGACAAAACAGUGCACCACUUCUUCAAGGAGUACACAGAGAAGGAACAAGCCAGUGCUGACCCUGCUGGCUCGCCUGUACGCAGCAUCAACGCCUACCUCCAGCAGCCUCUGGAGAGGAUUCAGAAGUACAAGGCCUUCCUCAAGGAGCUCAUUCGAAAUAAGGCGAAAAAUGGCCAGAACUGCUGCCUCCUGGAGGAAGCGUACGCCAUGGUGUCUGCGCUUCCUCAACGUUCUGAGAACACACACCAUGUAUCCAUGAUUGAGAACUACCCUGCCACCCUUGAAGCAUUAGGAGAGCCUCUUAGACAGGGACCUUUCCAAGUGUGGGAGGGAGCUCCUGGAAUAAGAACAUCUUCUAGAGGCCACCACCGCCACGUCUUCCUCUUCAAGAACUACUGCAUCAUCUGCAAAUCCAAGAGAGACAGCAACACUGACACACAAACAUAUGUCUUUAAGAACAUGAUGAAGCUGAACAACAUAGACGUGAACGACACAGUGGAGGGUGACGACCGUGCCUUCGAGAUCUGGCACGAACGUGAGGAUUCUGUGCGGAAAUAUACCUUGCAGGCUCGAACUGUUACAAUCAAGAACUCAUGGCUGAGAGACCUCAGAGAACUUCAACAGAGAUACACCAUGACUGCCUGGAGUCCUCCCGACUUUGUGGAAAUUCUAGCAAACUGCACAGCAGAGCUUGGACAGACGGUUAAACUAGCAUGCAAAGCGACAGGAGUACCCAAACCUACCAUCACCUGGUACAAAGAUGGACGCAUAGUGGAGGCAGAUCCUCAUCACAUCAUCAUUGAGGACCCCGACGGCUCCUGCACUCUCAUCCUAGAUAACAUGACGGCAGAAGAUUCAGGCCAGUACAUGUGCUUUGCAACAAGCUCAGCUGGCAAUGCCAGUACCCUGGGCAAGAUCACCGUUCAGGUUCCUCCUCGUUUUGUGAACAAAAUGAGGAAUGCCGUGUUUGUAGCCGGUGAGGAUGCUCAGUUCACGUGCGUCAUUCAGAGUGCUCCUAGUCCUAAAAUCAGAUGGUUCAAGGACGGCAGGCUGCUGACCGACCAGGAAAAGUAUCAGACCUACAGUGAGCUCCGCAGUGGUGUUCUGGUUUUGGUGAUCAAAAACUUGACAGAUCGGGACCUGGGGCACUAUGAGUGUGAGUUGUCCAACCGUCUGGGCAGUGCCAGGUGUGCUGCAGACUUAGUCCUUCCUUCUGCUGCUGGCUCUGGUGAGCAGGCCAUUGUUAUUGAAGUUACUGAACAGGAGACAAAAAUACCAAAGAAAACCAUCAUUAUCGAGGAGACUAUAACCACAGUGGUGAAGAAUCCCCGUAUGAGAAGGCACAAGUCCCCUGGUUUGACCAUUGCUGGAGCACACCGUACGGAAAUUUCCACCUCGGAAACCUCCACAACCAGGACAAGGAGGAUGGCCCCUCCGAGGAAAACCACAAUCCCGACCUUCUAUGUGACUGAGGCUGAGGGGACUGAGGCUAGCGGUGCUGCCGCCGUGGAGAGCAAGCCCAGUUGGGUGGAGGUGGAAGAGGUGAUUGAGUACAAAGUGAAUAAAUCUCCUCGGUUGUCAAGGAGGAGGGGCGUGUCACCGGCUGGCUCUGAUCGCGCAACCACUCCUUCCAGACCUAAACGAUCCCCUCCGGAAAAUCCGAAUACAAACAAUUCUAACAACAAGCUGGUAGAGCAGGCCCAGUCUCUCGAAGCCUCUGCUUCUGCAUCAGGAGUAACUGAAGAGCCAGUUCUUACAUCUGGAGACCACGGCAAAAUCACGGAGGAUCAACAAACCAUCAUCUGGGAACCCGAUGAAGAGGAGAGUGAGUUUGAUCAUUGCGGAAAACAGGAAGCAAAGGCGCUAAAACAUGGAGCUCAUUUUCUAGCACUGGAGGACUUGGAGAAUUACAUCCCAGAGGAAGGAGAGGCUUACGGAUCAACCAACUUCAGUCCUGAUGAGAAGCCUUGUGAGAUUGCUGUCCUCCAGAGGGAGAUAGGAGGUUCCACUGUGGGACAGCCGGUGCUUCUUAAUGUAGGACGUCCUGUAGUGGCUCCAAGACAGAGGAGUGGCUUCUUCACUCGCGUCAGAGAGCAUUUCUCCGGCAGCCUCUUCUCACCAAACACUGCACAGGCAAGUCGGUCCACGUCAGAAUGCCACGUCCCCAUUCAAGUGAGCCACGCAAAGCUGGAGGUGAAGCCUUCUUACUGUUCCGAAGUGCAGAAGGUGAAAGGCGGGCAGCAGAGCUUUAAAACCAAAAUAUCCACGCAGACAUAUGAGUACACACCAGUGGGAAACCCGGUCACGCUCCAGAUCAGUGACGAUUGUUACCAGAACCAGUAGCUUUUUAAAAUCAACACAAACCUUUUUAGUCUUAAAUGGGGCUGACAUGAAGUACACUAAAAUUAACUGAAAUAUAACUGAGCAGCAGCAUUUAACAAGCCAUUCCAUGUACGGAAAUACCCUUUUUUUCUGCCUCGUGGUUUUCAAGCGAUCAUUAUUGGGCGCGUCAUGACAUCAGAACUAAGCGAUGAUUGUUUUAUAGCUCACAUUUGACAAAAAAAAACUAUUUAUUUCUCUAACUGACACCAAAGACAUGAUAAACAUUCAUUUUGCAGCAGCUAAGGUAGAAUGAAAUGUACUACUUGGCUGCAACCAACAGAGGCACUGUUGAUUCAGGCUCAACUAGACUACAUAAGAAUAUGGGCAGUUGAGAAGAUUGAAACAGGAGUUCAGAACAUUCAGACAGAUUCACUCAUCCCAGAAAUAUCAAGGUAAUCAAGUUAGUCACGUAGUUGAUUAUUAAUUUUCCUCAUAGUGGAUCAAGGAAAUGUAGUCAAAUGCCUACACCUAGUUACAACAACAAUUGACGGCCAUAUUAGGGCCGUUCAGUCGCACAGUGCUGUGUAUUGUUUUGGACUGGUUGCUUUUAGGACAGCAAAACGCACAUAAAGUAUUUAAGUAUACUCAAAAUGACAAAAUUUUAGUCAAUCGACGCAUUAUAGAUUUAUAUCUACCGGUCGUUAGACAGCAUUUAAAGAUGUACUUUGGUUUCCACAUUCAAAAACUGGAACGUUAGGGAGUUAAUAGUGUUGUCUUCAGAUUGCUUUGAGUUCAUUUAUAUAAUGUAACACUUCCGCUCAAAUGUUUUGUUAGUUGACUUUCUUGUGGAUAUUAAGUUAUUAAAAUGUAAGCUCAUUAGGUGACAUGACUGUUUUCAAGUAAACCGGUGUGAGUAUUAGCAAUGUAUGACGUUACUAUCACUAGUAGUUGUGAAAUGAAUUGUCUUUGGAGACAUUUUAGCCUUGGUUCAUAAUGAUAAUAAUAAUGUGUGAGCUCACGGAAUCGUGUUUAGUUCUUUUUUUUUGGAUGAUUGACUUGCAUGGAUUUGUUUUUCCAAAGCAGUUAGUACAGUGUUUAAUCACAAAAGGGAGUACAGGAAGUGAAGUUUGUUUCAAUAUUAGCGCAUUCACAGCUAGUGGUUGCUUGUAAAUGUGUAGUUUUUAAAAGGAAAACUUGUUUUGUCUUUCAAAUGUGUUCACAUUUGAUUAUAAAAAAAACUUGUACAACAGUUUGGAUGUGGGAUUUGUGAAAUGUAGACUUAUUACAGCUUCUGCUUGGACAUGACCAUUUUUUUCAUUGCAAGCACAAUAAAAAAAAAAGACAAUGCCACUUCACACGUCACACGGCUCCACUCUCACAGUUUUUCAAAAAUAUAUUGAUUACUAAAUCAUGCUGUGUUGUGGUUGUGGCCUAUUGUCUGUAAAAAAUGUGCAUGUUUAAGCAGAUUUUACAAAUUUGUUGCCUAAAUUAAUCAAUUAAUUCAGAAGACACUGUGAGUGAUAUGUAGUCGGGGUGUCACGAGACACCCAUCUAACGAGAAAAGACGAUGCACGAGAUUGGGUCCAUGAGAACGAGACAAGAUUGUAACAUUAAUUUUAAGAAAAGUAGAAUGAAAAGAGUUACUGGACAAACAAGCUUUUUUAUUAAACCGAAAACAAAACAACACAGGUGCCUUUCAAAAUAAUAAUACAUCAUAAUAAUGCAAUAUUUCCUUUAAUAUGUCAUCUUUCCAUUUAUGAUAAAAUACAUUAUACAUAUGCUGUCAUACCAGUCGUCGGCAACCCGCGGCUCCGGAGCCACAUGCGGUGCUUCAGCUUCCUUGUUGCGACUCCCACGCUGAGCUCUGUGAUUUUUUUUUAAACACUGAAGCAGAGGAAAUAUGCGUUUUCGAAAAGAGUUUGAAAUAUCCGCCUCAUCGGUAGUCCAUGAAUGCCAGUGAGACAGUGAGACACGAAAAAGACAUCUUCACAGUGUGCUACCUGCUCAAAGUAACUCGACAUACAAUCGUUCAUGUCUAAACGACCGGCAACAAAAGUGAGUAGACCCUUGUGUUGAACUAUACAAACAGACCGCAAUUAGACAUGUUUUCUUCACUGAGUCAUGUGACUUGUUGGUGUUACAAGGUGUUUGGUGUGAAUGGGAGCAGGUGUGUUAAAUUUGAUGUUCUCGUUCUGUCAUGCUGGAAGUUCAACAUGACACUUCAUGGCAAAGAACUCUCUGAGCAUGUAAAAAUAAAACAAACUUGCUCUACAUAACAGUGUUCCCUAGAAGCUGAGCUGCAGCACAGCGGCCACGACCAUACAGAGCUUGAACAGGACAGAGGUCAGCCUUUUAAGUGCUCAGACCAUACACCGCACUGUGCAUCAGCUGUCAUCUCGGAAGAAAGCCUCUUCUAAAGAUGAUACACAAGAAGGCGUGGAAACAGUUUGCUGAAGACCCUACUACGGAAGGUUGAGCAGAGCAAACAUACAUUCAAGAAGUGGAUGGAGGCUCCAAGCUGCACUACAGCUGCUAGCAUUGUGACUGCACUGGUGAUCGUAAGGAGGAAUCCAUUCACAGAUGGAGAAUAAAUGAAAUAAUUGUUCAUAAAAAUAUCACAGCUAUAUUCCGAAUAAACAAAAAUAAACAAGAAGUUAUUAUUAUUAAUUAUUCACAAAAUGAAAGAACUGCUCCUCCCUGCAAACAGUCAAGAGCAGCACCAGUAGAAUGGCAACAAACAUCACCAGUACACAAAUCAAUUGAUGAUAUUCAUUCAUUGUGAGCAUAUUGAAUUGAGUCAAGUGAUGUAAACGAUACUGAGCAGACACACUGAUAUCCAGAUAUGUGAGCUCUGAUGGCCUUUUUAUGUUUAAGUUGUCUAUGUUUUAUUUAAAUUUUACACAAACACAGGAACAAGUAAAAAAAGCCUACAUCAAGGGUCACAAACGUGGUGGACAGGUAGCCCCCCCAACGACAACAUGAGGCGCCCGCAAGCCUGCUUUUCAUUCAGGUUUUAAUAAUGUGAGAACACUAUAAAGAAAUGCAUUCUGAAAUACAAAAUAUGAGUUGUGGAUGCCAGCAUUUUGUUAAUGUUGCUGCCGUAGAAAU
This is a messenger RNA of Dunckerocampus dactyliophorus (ringed pipefish), 22373 nucleotides long. RefSeq names its product obscurin, cytoskeletal calmodulin and titin-interacting RhoGEF b (gene obscnb). Lineage: Eukaryota; Metazoa; Chordata; Actinopteri; Syngnathiformes; Syngnathidae. Gene Ontology annotation, molecular function: protein binding; guanyl-nucleotide exchange factor activity. The record is from RefSeq and is a predicted model, not a curated record. The coding region runs from base 153 to 19286 and encodes 6377 amino acids. The transcript is spliced from 78 exons.